Messenger RNA from Rhipicephalus microplus (southern cattle tick), 3040 nucleotides. RefSeq lists its product as uncharacterized. Gene Ontology annotation, molecular function: DNA binding; protein dimerization activity. The record is from RefSeq and is a predicted model, not a curated record. Lineage: Eukaryota; Metazoa; Arthropoda; Arachnida; Ixodida; Ixodidae. Gene Ontology annotation, biological process: regulation of DNA-templated transcription.
CACGACUUGCGGAGCGCGCGUGGCGGAGGCACGGACUCUUAGUAGUAGUUAGUAGUAGCGAGAGCCGCGUGCCGAACAGUUGUCCCCAACUUGCUCGUGUUCGCCGGUUUCCCCGUUGCCGCCCCGGAGCGGAAAGAGGAUACGCGUCGAGCGAUGACCAUGCCUCCAACAGAGCGCAGUUUCGGAUUCGUCGUGCACCACCAGCUGCACCAGAGCAAGGCGGAGAGCCGAAGGGCUUCCAAGCCCUUGAUGGAAAAACGCCGCCGGGCUCGGAUCAACCACAGCCUGGCACAACUGAAGAGCCUACUGCUGGACGGAAGCAGCAAGAAGGAAUCUCAGAACCCUCGCAACGCCAAAUUGGAAAAAGCUGACAUCUUGGAAAUGACCGUGCGACAUCUCCAGGGCAUCCACCAGGGUCACCAUCUGCCCCCACCACAUGCCAUGGAAGUGCGGUUCCAAGAAGGAUUUGCCGAGUGCGCCCGCGAGGUGUCGCGGUUCGUGUGCAACUCGGACGUAGACGACUCCCUCCGUUCCCGGCUUCUGGGACACCUGGCUUCCUGUCUGGCUUCCCUGCAUUCCGAGAUUCAGCCCUCGGACGCCAUGGACGCCGAAGAGGGCGGCGCCACCAGGGCCAUCUCGCACGCUUUGUCAACGACAUCCCCGGCGAACGCUACCUCUCACGGUGACGUGUCCGCCAUGGCUGCUAGUCGCGUCAUCGUCAAGCAAGAAGUGCCGGACAGCGAUGCCACUUCCGCCUCUAAUUACGCUGUUGCCAGUCACCACCAUCACCCUUGCUUCGCAAACGGUGAUCUGCACGGUCUGUCCGUGUCCAGCCCUCUCAACCUGGCCACCGGCAGUCGCUCCUCGGCUUGUUCCACCUCUUCUUCCUCCGGCGUCAGUGCACCGGCUAGCCCCUUUAGUGACUCCGAGUCGACCACGUCGGCCGCCAGCGACGACAACUACGUGGCCGAGCUGGAGCAGCACACGUUCGGCGUCAUACGCCGGGCCCCGGCAGCGAUGUUCGGAGACCCCGUCUGGAGGCCCUGGUAGCGACCGUUGAUGGACUUGUCCAGCACUCGGCGCGCUGUGCCAAAUACAUUACAAUGUCGCGUGCCUGUUACGCUUUGACCUCAUUCGGUGCAUCUGGUCAGUUCAGUGUUUGCCCACUGAUAAUGCAUUACCGCUACUGAUAUGGACGAGAUGGGUCAUGAUUCCUUGCGCGACCUAUCUGAAAUGUUUGGUGUGUACUUUCGAUGCUGCUGCAGGCUUGUUAUAUCUGUGCCCAAGAUGUAACGAGUCCAGUAAACACCGAUCGAGAUCCCUUUGUAUGGAGCCUUAAAUUAUUGCUCAAUGAAAUUUUGAGAAUGCUAUCUUCAGACAUCUUUACUGGAGUUGCUUAGUUUAAAAAACAAAUAUUGCAAUUCGCCCUGUUUUCCAACAUGAAGUCGGACGGAGUUUUCGUAUACGGUACUUGGAGAACGACGUGAACUUGCAUUGUCAUGCUCGAUGGUUCUGAACAGUUGUUAAGUAUAGGGAUGGAAAAGCUGACCUGGUGUUUUCGAGAGCUGUCACCCUCCGAGCGCACUUGUAUCAAGCUUUACCUACACGAAUAUAGAAGAGGGGUCGAUUUUGACUAAGCACUUCUCUGCUCGCUGGCAGUAGGCAGGACAAAAGCACCUAACAUGUAGUGAUUAGCAUAGUAGUGCCGAAUUUUGACGGGACCAAAGAUUUUCACAUAAGUGUGGCUAACUUUUAAAUCGCUAAUACCACUUGCAUUGGCCCUGUAACCAAGAAAACGGAGAGUAAAAGAUUUGGUUAUAUUUAAUAUAUAUUAGCAAAAUUAGAAACUACGUCUGAAUAUUUUCUUAUCAACAACUGAAGCUCUGCCUUUUCAAGUCUAAACUUUAUCUUAUAUUCUGAACAUUCUUGCUUGGACUUCGUCAAAAUCUAUGUGGACGAUUGCAGCACAAUUUUUCUUGCUACAUUCCUUAACGACGGUGCAAUGUCGCUGUUCCGUCCUGUUUCUCGGAAACAUUUUCCGCUGUCGCCGUAUUAGCGUCUCUUAUCUUGUUCUUAAAAAAAAACGUUCACUCUACAAGGCCCAAUAUAAAUUGCAUACUCCAUUGUUAUCUAGUUGCUUCGUAUGCAAUAAGCCAAGUAGUACAUCUGAUCAUUAUGUAUUCCAUAUUGAAUUUAUGCUCAGUUGACAUAAUUUAUUGCUUUCCGAUAGGCUUUGUGCUUUCUUGAGCGCCAAAAUGUGCAGCUGGAGAAAUGGACCAGUUCAUUGUUCUUAAUAGUGCAUACGUCAGACACUCCUCAUCAAUUACUUGCCCAGAGUAAAGAAUGCACUUUGUAUAGCUUUGGCAAAGACUCACUGGAACUCUGGUAACUCAAAACCCACAGUUUUUCGAGUGAUGAAGUGAACGGAUAUCAUUCCAUGGAACACUGCUGUCAUUGGCAAGUAAAAAAAAAAGUACGAACAAGGGAUCUCGUUAUGUGCCGCCUUGAAUGCAUACAUAGUUUUUUUUUUCUGUUACCCAGUACUGUUUGCACCAAUUCCCAGCAUGCAUUUCCACACAACCUCGAGCUAUUUCUCAGUUCAGUCUUGCACACGUGUUGUACCUGCAGUUGCAAGUGGACGCAACACUCCGUAUGUUAUGUGGUCCGCUACGUACAGGCACAUGAUGGACAACUUCUUUUUUGGGCAGCCAUGACACCCGUCCACAAACUGGAGCAAAUGUUUGUAUCAUAUGUACAGCUUGUUUGAAAUGCUCGCACCAAACUUAAUUUUAUAUGAAGGUUGUACAUAAGUUACUUUUGAAGUGUAGAGUUCCUAUAGUACCGUUGUGUGCGUUAGUGUGUUUGUUAAGUAUUUGUUAAGUUAUAAAAAGUUGAUCGCGCCUCAUGUUUCAUUACGCAUUCCUGAAAAGAAGUGCCUUUUCACCAAUCGUCAUAUACCUUGUGUCACAACAAAAAUGCGCACAAAAAAAAGUUCACGUGUUGAAUAAACGUCAAGUGUUUCUGCACAAGAAAAUUGGAA